AUGAUUCCUCCGAGCAGCACGGCUGAAGUCAGCGUGGACAGUGUGGAGAAAGAGAAUGAAGUGGAGAGCACAGAGCAGCCCCCAUCUCCAGCAUCAACUACCAGCCAGGAAUCAAAGCUGCAGAAACUGAAACGAUCCCUCUCCUUCAAGACUAAAAGCUUGCGGAGUAAAAGUGCAGACAAUUUCUUCCAGAGGACUAAUAGUGAUGUGAAACUGCAAGUAGAUUUGAUGCCUGAGGUGAGCACAAGCACUGGGCAGCUCCCCAACUCAGAGAGCCAGGCAUCUUCACCUACCAGAGCCCAACAGCUGCCAGAAAACAGCAAGACUCACAUCUUCCAGGAACACGUCUUCAAAAAACCAACCUUCUGUGAUGUCUGCAACCAUAUGAUUGUUGGGACAAACGCUAAGCAUGGACUGCGCUGUAAGGCGUGCAAGAUGAGCAUCCACCACAAGUGUGCAGACAGUAUCGGACAGCAGCGUUGCAUGGGCAAGCUGCCAAAGGGAUUUCGACGGUACUACAGCUCACCACUACUCAUUCAUGAACAGUUUGGCUGCAUCAAAGAAGUGAUGCCUAUUGCCUGUGGAAAUAAGGUUGACCCUGUCUAUGAAACUCUCCGCUUUGGGACUUCCUUAGCCCAGAAAACCAAAAAGGGAAGUUCUGGAAGUGGAUCUGACUCUCCCAACAGAAACUCUACAGCUGACUUGGUAGAAGUUCCAGAGGAAGGCAAUAGCUCUGCAGGCACCCUUGACAUAAGCAGAAAACGCAGCAACAGCGUGUUUACAUACUCUGAAAAUGGCACAGAACACUUUGGAGAAGAACCAAAAAGUAUACAUUCCCCGGGACCAUUUUAUAAAAGCACGUUACAAAUGAACACCUAUGUUGCCUUGUACAAAUUUGUACCACAAGAAAAUGAAGACUUGGAGAUGAGGCCAGGGGAUAUGAUCACACUUCUGGAAGACUCUAAUGAAGACUGGUGGAAGGGGAGAAUUGAUGACAGAACUGGAUAUUUUCCUGCUAACUUUGUUCAGAGAGUGCAACAAAAUGAGAAGAUUUACAGGUGUAUCAGGACAUUCAUUGGCUGCAAGGAGCAGGGACAGAUAACUCUGAAAGAGAACCAGAUUUGUGUGACUUCUGAAAAGGAACACGAUGGCUUUAUCAAGGUAUACAGCGGGAAGAAGAAAGGCUUUGUCCCCAUGGACAUCUUAGAAAACAUCUGA
Messenger RNA from Vidua chalybeata, 1218 nucleotides. It is a transcript of the gene STAC, whose product is annotated as SH3 and cysteine rich domain. Lineage: Eukaryota; Metazoa; Chordata; Aves; Passeriformes; Viduidae. Gene Ontology annotation, cellular component: extrinsic component of cytoplasmic side of plasma membrane. The coding region runs from base 1 to 1218 and encodes 405 amino acids. Gene Ontology annotation, biological process: skeletal muscle contraction; positive regulation of voltage-gated calcium channel activity; positive regulation of protein localization to plasma membrane. The record is from RefSeq and is a predicted model, not a curated record. Gene Ontology annotation, molecular function: transmembrane transporter binding. The transcript has 11 exons.